UUUGCUGUCAUUCAUAUUUGUGCGUCUGAUCAAUCGGCGGUAAAAAUACAUAUCGCUCGGUGAUAAUAUCAAAAUUGCCUUCAGCUCUUCUGCUUCUGAAUAAAAUUGCAACAAUUCCAAAAAGACUGUAAUACCAAAGACUGACCGAAUCAAUCGAAACAAACACGGAAAUGGCAUUAAAUGUCAACAGCCGUAAGCGAACUCGUUCGGAGAAUGAUUGUGAAUAUACGACUCAAUCAAAACAAUUUGUCAACGAACAGACAAUUAACAUGAGCAAUGAUUCAAAAAUGAAAGAAAUUUAUGAUAAAACCAUUGAAUUGCUGUUUAAGAACGCCAAUCUCAAGUUUUUUGACAACAAUAAUGAGACUGAAAUUGAUAUGGCUCCAGUACAACCGGUAACAACAAAGUGGCAACAAUUUGGUGAAAAAAUUUGCCUCAAGGGUGAUGGUCAAGUCAAUUAUAUCGAUGCCAGUUCGAAAGGUGCAGCCGAAAAUGUGUCACGUAGAUGCCGUUUCUGCGCCAAACCAUCGUCCAUUCAAGCCACCGACUGCAUAAAUUGCAAUUUGGAAAUAUGCGAAUUCUGCGGUAUUUCGUGCAUGCAGUGCAAUGCCCCAUUGUGCAUGAGCUGCGUUCAACUCUUUGGAUGCUGUGACAAUUCCAUCGACAUGAAUGCAUGCUGCGUACGUUGCAAACAAAUUUACAAUCUCCAAUAGAAAUAGAAAGCACCGUGAUAUACAGGAUGUGCAAUGAAAUAUCAUCUUUGAACACAACAUUCGAGCUAAUAUUUUAAAUGACAAUGCAGUUAAAAGUCAAUCAAUGAAGAACAUAGUCUAUCUACCUCCGAAUGUGGUUCUAUUUGAUAGGAUACCAUUUAAAUUGUACAUUGAUUUUUUCGAUUUAUUGUAAUUUUUCAAAAUAGAUGUAUUUGUAUAGAUAGUUGGCGUUAACAUUUUAAAUGAAAUUAUUUAGACAUCAAUUAAUAUUUAUGGAAAAAAUCACGAAACUUAUAAUAUACAGUAAAUAUCGUAGUGUAGUAAAGAA
Messenger RNA from Contarinia nasturtii (swede midge), 1041 nucleotides. RefSeq lists its product as uncharacterized. The record is from RefSeq and is a predicted model, not a curated record. Gene Ontology annotation, biological process: extrinsic apoptotic signaling pathway. The transcript is spliced from 3 exons. Gene Ontology annotation, molecular function: CD27 receptor binding. The coding region runs from base 171 to 713 and encodes 180 amino acids. NCBI's taxonomy places the organism in Eukaryota, Metazoa, Arthropoda, Insecta, Diptera, Cecidomyiidae.